Messenger RNA from Macaca mulatta (Rhesus monkey), 4773 nucleotides. NCBI's taxonomy places the organism in Eukaryota, Metazoa, Chordata, Mammalia, Primates, Cercopithecidae. The record is from RefSeq and is a predicted model, not a curated record.
CCUCAUGAUCUUCCCUCCUCGGCCUCCCAAAGUGUUGGGAUUACAGGUGUGAGGCACCGCGCCCGGCCGAAGAGAUGUUUUUGAAAUGUCUACUCUUCUGUCUGCACAAGAAACCACCCCCCUUAUCUCCUGGGGAGCUCUUCCAGUCCUGCCACGAAGGGGUUGUGGUUACCCCCAUUUCACAGCUGGGUUGAAGCCAAGGCAGGCUUGAGGCAGGCUCUCUCCCUCAGCCUCAGACUGUCCCCUGGGGAUUUGGGCUACUGGGGCGGAAGCCUGAGGUCUGGAUUCCAGCCCUCUGAGCCUCCCCCCAGUCCUAAACUGGAGAAGGCAGUAGCCUCCCCGGACCCACCUUGAGGACUCAAGGAGAACUGGACGCCCCUUGUCUCAGGUGCCUUGUCUCUCACGUGACCCCUGGUUUGCUCCACCCUGGACUAUCUGCCUCCAGGCCUUCGCUCUUACUCUUCCCUCUGCCUGGAGUUCCUUUCCGUCCUCACCCUGUAGCCUCAUGUUUAAAUCUUCCCUCUGGUUAUGGUUCCUCAUCCAUAAAGUCUUCCCAGGCCCUCCAGGCCCCAGAGCAAAUUUACCUGAUACUCUCAGGUGACCUAGAACUUACUCAGCCAUGAGCUCCCUGAGCGAGACCAUGAGUGAUUCGUCCUCAUGCCACCAAAGGGCAAGUCCUGCCCGGUGCACAAAAGCUGCCUGCACCUGAGUAGUUAACUAGUUUCCAACUGCCGUUUUUAAUCGAGUCGUGGGAAAUAGGUGAUCAGGAGGAACUGGCCUUUGUUGAGCCUCCACUGUGUGCCAGGACUUUUAUGCACGCUGUUUGAUUUCAUUCCGUCAGUGUCCUGAAAGGUGGAUGACACCCACUCUCACAGGUGAAGAAACAGUCUCAGAAGCGUAACAAUGGCACCCCGUGCUUAUAGAGCAUUUGCUGUGGCCGGGCCCCACUCUGAGCUCUGGGUAUGAAUCAUCUGAUCCUCCCAGUAGUCCUCAGAGGGAGGUUCUGUUAUUCCCAUUGUGUGGAUGAGGAAACACCCACGGGAUAGUUAAGUAACUUGUUCAAGGUCACUUGUCUAGGAAGUGGUGAAACCAAGAUUUGAACCCACACAGCCUGACUCCAGAAUCUGCCCGGAAGCCCUCCUUGCCGGCUUGUGGCAGACAGUGCGUGAGUGUGGCUGGGCCAGGGACCCCUCUGCUCCACGCACACCGAAAGAGGUCACUUGCCUGCUUGACUAGCCAUGUGAGGCAGGACCAAGGCCCUUAUCUUCCCGUCCCACCUUGACCUGGGGCCUCACUUCCUGUUGGCCUGGAGUGGGUGGGGCUGGGCUGGAGGAGGCUUCUCUGUGAGUUGACUCAGCUGUCCUAGUGUUGAAGGGUUCUUCUGUGAGGGGCGCAUUGGGGUGUGCCCCCAGCCACCAAGAUCCUGACUCUUGCAUUGACUUCUCUGCCUUUGGGGCCUCUCUUUCCCGGUAAUGUGAAGAGGGUGGACUACAGAUACCUCCAGCCUGUCCUCGAGGUCCCAUCUGCAUGCACAGCAUCCCGUGGGACAAGGGGCUCUGGAUGACAGCUCAGGCGAUGGUGGGGUUUUCGACGCUGGGGAAGUGUUUGGGAUCAUGCAAGUGGAGGAAGUGGAAGAGGAAGAGGACGAGGCCGCCCGGGAGGUGCGGAAGAAGCAGCCCAACCCGGGGAGCGAGCUGUGCUACAAGGUCAUCGUGACCAGGGAGAGCGGGCUCCAGGCAGCCAACCCCAACAGCAUCUUCCUCAUCGACCAUGCCUGGACGUGCCGUGUGGAGCAUGCACGCCAGCAGCUGCAGCAGGUGCCUGGGCUGCUGCACCGCAUGGCCAACCUGAUGGGCAUUGAGUUCCACGGUGAGCUGCCCAGUGCGGAGGCUGUGGCCCUGGUACUGGAGGAGAUGUGGAAGUUCAACCAGACCUACCAGCUGGCCCAUGGGGGAGUUCCAGUAGGUGGACGGGUGAGCGAGCAGUGCCAUGUGUGCUGUCUGCAGACAGCCGAGGAGAAGAUGCCGGUGUGGUAUAUCAUGGACGAGUUCGGUUCGCGGAUCCAGCACGCAGACGUGCCCAGUUUCGCCACGGCACCCUUCUUCUACAUGCCCCAGCAGCUGGCCUACACGCUGCUGUGGCCCCUGAGGGACCUGGACACUGGCGAGGAGGUGACCCGAGACUUUGCCCACGGAGAGACAGACCCCCUGAUCCGGAAGUGCAUGCUGCUGCCCUGGGCCCCCACCGACAUGCUGGACCUCAGCUCCUGCACGCCUGAGCCACCCGCCGAGCACUACCAGGCCAUUCUGGAGGAAAACAAGGAGAAGCUGCCACUUGACAUCAACCCCGUAGUGCACCCCCACAACCACAUCUUCAAGGUCUACACGGACGUGCAGCAGGUGGCCAGCAGCCUCACCCACCCGCGCUUCACCCUCACCCAGAGCGAGGCAGACGCUGACAUCCUGUUCAACUUCUCACACUUCAAGGACUACAGGAAACUCAGCCAGGAGAGGCCGGGCGUGCUGCUGAACCAGUUCCCCUGCGAAAACCUGCUGACUGUCAAGGACUGCCUGGCCUCCAUAGCGCGCCGGGCCGGCGGCCCCGAGGGCCCACCCUGGCUGCCCCGAACCUUCAACCUGCGCACCGAGCUGCCCCAGUUUGUCAGCUACUUCCAGCAGCGGGAAAGGUGGGGCGAGGACAACCACUGGAUCUGCAAGCCCUGGAACCUGGCUCGCAGCCUGGACACCCACGUCACCAAGAGCCUGCACAGCAUCAUCCGGCACCGAGAGAGCACCCCAAAGGUUGUGUCCAAGUACAUUGAAAGUCCUGUAUUGUUCCUUCGAGAAGACGUGGGAAAGGUGAAGUUUGACAUCCGCUACGUCGUGCUGCUGCGGUCAGUGAAGCCCCUGCGGUUGUUCGUGUAUGACGUGUUCUGGCUGCGGUUCUCCAACCGGGCCUUCGCACUCAACGACCUAGAUGACUACGAGAAGCACUUCACAGUCAUGAACUACGACCCGGACGUGGUGCUGAAGCAGGUGCACUGUGAAGAGUUCAUCCCCGAGUUUGAGAAGCAAUACCCAGAAUUUCCCUGGACGGACGUCCAGGCUGAGAUCUUCCGGGCCUUCACGGAGCUGUUCCAGGUGGCCUGUGCCAAGCCGCCGCCCCUGGGCCUCUGCGACUACCCCUCAUCCCGGGCCAUGUAUGCUGUCGACCUCAUGCUGAAGUGGGACAACGGCCCAGAUGGAAAGCGGGUGAUGCAGCCGCAGAUCCUGGAGGUGAACUUCAACCCCGACUGUGAGCGAGCCUGCAGGUACCACCCCACCUUCUUCAACGACGUCUUCAGCACCUUGUUUCUGGACCAGCCCGGCGGCUGCCACGUUACCUGCCUUGUCUAGGCACUCGCUGUCCCCAAAACCUGUGCUUGGGGCAGGAUUCCAACCUCAGUUCUCUGAGCUGCUUCUGCAAAGGCCCCCAUGCCCCUCCCCACACCAGCUCUGGGCAUAGCCUCAGCCCCAGGCCUCUGUCCUCCCGAGCCAUCCUCCCGGCCUCACACUCCGGGAGCACAGCGUCCUCCUCCCACCUGUGGGUCAGAGCAGGACAGUGAUGGUGUCCCCCGGGCUGAGCACCGCCCCAGGCCCUGCCCUCACCCCUCACCACCAUCCGUGCACUGAUGAGUCUCCAGUUCAGCCAAGGGCUUCGUUCCUGGCAUGGAGAAUUUGUUCCUGGCUGCUGUGUUUCCAGGAGGUGCUGGGGGAAGGGUUCCGUGGAGUGAGACAAGGUGUCCUCGGGGGCAGGGUUCCACUGGGAAGCGUCUGGGAGCCCUGUGUCACACAGUGCAGGCCGGUUUCUCUUCCGGGGUCUCUGCUCUUAUGCAUCAGAAUGACCUCGGAAUGGGUGUGGGGCCCCACACUGCACCCACAGGGCUCUUUGCGACGGGGGCCCAGGAGCAGCCUGAGGCUACCACCAGGCAAGCCUGCCUUAUCACCCAUUCCAGCUCACCCAGGACCUUCACCAGCAAACCUCCUGCUGAGGUCCUGGCAGGAGGCCACUGUUAACUUUUCCGUUUGCUGAGGGUCACAGACCCCGACAGGGAAGUCGAUACCUGUCUUCCCAGUGGUUGCCCUGCUCGCUGGGCACUCCACGGAGUCCUGCCCUCCUCUGAAAUGGGCCAGGAUCCUUCAGCAAGGGGCGCCUGGGGCUGGGACUGAUUGUGGACGGCGGAGCACCGACAGAAAAGGAUUCCAAGGAGAACUUCAGGUUAAAGUCAGAUGCCACCUACCAGGGUCUACAGUCAAAAUGUUGACUUUUUCUUAUUUUUUAAUGUAUGGGAGAAAAAUGUAAAAUUCCAGUUCUUUUCUAAUUGUGUUUCUGAAAUUAGGAGUCAGCUGCCAGCGUUAUUGUGUGGCUGCAGUAUGCCUGGGCCCAGCUCACGGGCAGUGGGUGGCCUAACUUCCCAGACAGGCGGGAGCUACUUCCAGAGCCUUCCAGUGCGUGGGAGGGCAGGGCUAGGUGUGGCGGUGUCUCCUCUUUGAAAUUAAGAACUAUCUUUCUUGUAGCAAAGUUGCACCCGGUGAUGCUGCCUCCUCUCUCCGUGUUGUCUGGGCCCCUGUUUACAAGCACACCUUGCCCUUUCUGAGGGGAGCCAUGCUCUAGCCCCUGGAGAACCUGUUGCAGGGGCAGGGCAGGCCCAUCGCCUUUGGCAGCUCCUGGAGAGCUGUUGACAUGCAGUCCCCCUUUAUUGGUUUGUGCUGCAAUAAAGGCCAUCUUCUCUUA